CGCGCCAGACCACCCCCUGUUCCUAACCCCAGAGAGUGGGCGCUCGUGGUUUUGAAUGAUUACAAGAGACCGGGGUGGAAGGCGCCCCUGCUGAAACGGUGCGUGCUUCGAGUGUUCGAGAGGCGCGACAUGUUUGUUGGCUUGACCGUUUCGGCAGCGGCGGCGCAGGGCCAGCCUUUCUGGUGGUGUUCACACUCUGCGAUGCACUUUUGGGCUUGUAUGGUUGUUGUGGGAAUUCAUGCCUCUUGGGUAGAUGCUAGCAUGCCUGUAAUCGAACAAUGGAGAGGUUUCCAUGGCACAACGCGGAUUUGGCGGACUGCGGGGGAUGACUAUCCUAAGUCCGUCACUUUGAGGGGUCAUUUGCCAUUUCACGUUGGAACGAGGAAACAUGUUCUACACCAGCCGCCAAUUGAGCAGCCAGCCGGGUUGUAGAUUUCGACGAACAGUGUCCUAGCUAUGCGUGCGGAUCCGAACUCGGCAGACA
Molecule: messenger RNA, 484 nt
Organism: Microdochium trichocladiopsis
Lineage: Eukaryota; Fungi; Ascomycota; Sordariomycetes; Xylariales; Microdochiaceae
Exons: 1
Coding region: 130-432 (100 amino acids)
Source: RefSeq, a predicted model, not a curated record